Messenger RNA from Orcinus orca (killer whale), 942 nucleotides. Its product is annotated as NADH-cytochrome b5 reductase 2. NCBI's taxonomy places the organism in Eukaryota, Metazoa, Chordata, Mammalia, Artiodactyla, Delphinidae. The record is from RefSeq and is a predicted model, not a curated record. Gene Ontology annotation, cellular component: mitochondrion. Gene Ontology annotation, molecular function: FAD binding; oxidoreductase activity.
AUGCCCACAGUUGUGGCAGGACCUGAGGUGCCCUGCUCACAUGUGUCUGGUAGGACACGUCCCUGCUCCUCACCAUCACUGUUAUUGGGAUCUGUGCUCCUGUUGGCCCUGAAGAACAAGAAUGUAACGAAGAGGCGUCCUAUCACCUUACAGCACCCUGAAGCCAAGUUCCUGCUGCCCCUGACUGAGAAAGAGCAAAUCAGCUACAACACUCGGAGGUUCCGCUUUGGACUGUCCUCGCCGGACCAUGCCUUAGGGCUUCCUGUAGGUAACUAUGUUAAUCUCUCGGCCAAAAUUGAUGGUGUGUUGGUGGUCAGGGCUUACACGCCUGUGUCCAGUGAUGAGGAUCUAGGCUUUGUGGACGUAAUUAUCAAGGUCUACUUCAAAAAUGUACACCCUAAUCAUCCAGAAGGGGGGAAGAGGACUCAGUACUUGGAGAACAUGAAAACUGGGGACACCAUCCUUUUUCAAGGGCCAUCCGGGCACCUGUUCUAUCAUGGGUCAGGGAAGUUUGCGUUCAAACCAUACAAAAUGAGUGAGCUUGAAAAUAAACUGGUCCAUCACCUGGGAAUGAUUGCUGGGGCCACAGGGGUUACGCCCAUGCUGCAGCUCAUCCGCUGCAUCACCAAGAAGCCCAGUGACAAGACCAGGAUGUCCCUCGUCUGUGCCAGCCAGACACAGGAGGAGAUCUUGGUGAGAAAGGAGCUUGAAGAAGUUGAUAGACCUCACCCAAAGCAGUUCAACCUGUGGUACACCCUGGACAGGCCUCCUGUUGGCUGGAAGUAGACAGGCUUCAUUACUGAGGACACGAUCAAGGAGCGUCUCCCUCCUCCUGGGAGGUUCUCGUUCAUCCUGGUGUGUGGCCCACCACCCCUGAUCCAAGCCGUGCACCCUAACUUGGAGAAACUGGGUUACACCAAGGACAUGAUUUUCACCUACUAA